AUGGCUAUUAUUGAAACAAAAGUUAAGGCUAGCAAAAUCCCAAAUAUAACAAAGAAGAUUCAAGGUAACUGGGAGUGGUUUUCAAAUGCAGAUAACUCUAGCAAAGCCAGAAUUAUGAUCCUAUGGGAUCCUAAUAUUUUGGAAGUUUAUAUUGACAAGUUUUCUGCUCAGCAUAUUACCUGUUCUGUUAAAUCCUUAGAUGGUAGAGUUGAAUGUUUAGUUUCUUCUAUAUAUGGUCAUAAUCAUCAAGCAACUAGGAAAGCUCUUUGGCAAGACCUUCUUCAAAUACAACAAACAGUUGUAAACAAGCCAUGGAUUCUAUCUGGUGAUUUCAAUGCCAUAACUGGGCAAGAAGAUAAAAUAGGAGGUGCUGCAGUUACUGAAGCUGAAACUACUGAUUUCAGAGAAUUUAUUGACAAGUGUCAUCUAUCACAUUUGAAGACUGAAGGCUGCCAUUACACUUGGAAUAACAAACAAGAUUCUAAUUUCAGGGUUUGGAGUAGAUUGGAUAGAGCUUUGGUAAAUGAUUCUUGGAUCAAUUUGCACAAUUCUAGUCAUGUUGAGUACCUUCUUCCUAGUUGUUCUGACCACUCCCCAGCUUUGGUUUCAAUCUAUGAUGAUCAUGUGCAAGGAAAGAAGCCAUUUAAAUUUUACAAGAUGUGGAUUAAACAUGACAGUUACCUGCCUAUUAUUUCUACUGUUUGGCAAAGCACAAUUGCAGGUUGUUCUAUGUUUUCUGUUACAAGUAAGUUGAAGCUAUUGAAGACUGCACUGAAGGAUUUAAACAAAAGAAGUUUUCACAAUAUCAGUGAACAGAAAUCUAGGAUUCAGUGGAGUGUGCAAGGAGAUAGAUGUACAAGCUUCUAUCACUCUGCAAUUAAAGCUAAAAGACAUCUAAAUAGAGUUAUGGUGCUCUACAAUGAUGCUGGGUGCAGAUUAACUGAUGGUGAUGAGAUUACUCAAGAACUUAUAUCUUUCUACAAAAAACUCAUGGGCACAACUAUAAAAACAGCUAGUCCUGUUAGGGAUAUUAUCACAAAUGGUCCAUGCUUGGAUCAAGCUCAAGCUAGGAAUCUGUCUUCUCCAGUGACCAAAGAGGAAAUUAAAAAUGCAGUCUUCUCCAUGGGUGAUGAUAAAGCGCCUGGACCUGAUGGCUUUAGCAUGGCAUUUUACAAAUCAGCUUGGCACAUUAUUGGGGAUGAGGUAACGAAGGCUAUUACAGAAUUCUUUAAUACUGGCAAGCUUUUGGGUAUGAUAAAUGCUACAUCUAUUACCUUGAUUCCAAAAAUAAAGUGCCCAAAGUUUUCAGCUGACUUCAGACCAAUAGCCUGCUGUAACUGCCUCUAUAAGAUUAUCUCAAAAAUUCUAGCUAAUAUGAUCAAACCUGUUAUGGGAUUCUUGAUCAAUGAGGCUCAAAGUGCUUUUGUGAGAGGAAGGCAAAUUUCAACCAACAUCUUACUAGCCCAUGAGAUUGUGAAAAAUUACAAUAGGAAGCAUAUUUCACCCAGGAUUAUGUUGAGUAUUGAUAUCAAGAAAGCCUUUGACACUAUCAACUGGAAUUUUCUAAAGGAUAUGCUCUUAGGUCUUGGCUUUCCUGACAAAACAGUAAACUGGAUUAUGGCCUGUAUUACAUCCCCUAAGUACUCUAUUUCUUUAAAUGGUACCCUACAUGGCUACUUCAAGGGAGAGAGGGGUUUAAGACAAGGUGAUCCUAUAUCACCUUAUCUAUUCAAUCUGGGUAUGGAGUAUCUCUCAAGGCAGUUAAAUUUGCUUAAGAAUAACAAGGAUUUUAAAUUCCAUCCUAGAUGUGGUGAUCUAAAAAUCACUCAUCUAAUUUUUGCGGAUGAUCUUCUUCUUUUCUCUAAAGGUGAUCUUCAUUCAGUCAAUAUACUCUACAAGUGCUUCAAACAUUUCAGUGAUGUCUCAGACCUUGAGGCAAAUCCUGGUAAAUGCAAAGUUUUCUAUGGUGGAAUUGAUGAUAAUCUAAAGGGACAUGUAUCAAAUCUCUUGAAUUUCCCUGAAGGUACCCUGCCCAUCACUUAUCUGGGUGUCCCAUUGAUUGGUAAACGUCUAUCAUAUAUGGAUUGUUCAAACCUUUUCAACAAGAUAACAGGUCAGUUCCAGGCUUGCUUGAAAAACAGGUUCCUAUCUUAUGCGGGCAGAUUACAAAUAAUUAAAAGUGUUGUACUUGGUAUACAAAACUUUUGGACUUCAAACUAUGUUCUGCCUAUGAGAGUACUUCACAAAAUAGAUGAAUUAUGUAGGAAUUUUCUUUGGGGAAAUUCUGAACAUGUUCAUAAAACUCCUCUCAUUUCAUGGGAUAAAGCUUGCAUGCAUAAGAAAAUUGGAGGCCUAGGCAUAUACUCUGCUUCUACAUGGAGUACAGCUUCUGCACUGAGGCUAAUCUGGAAUAUACAUGUUAACAAGGAAAAUCUGUGGAUCAAGUGGAUUCAUGGCACGUAUCUGAAAAAUUGUGAUGUCUGGCAUGUUCAGGCUAAAAAAACUGAUUCGUGGAUGUGGAGACAGAUCUUAAAGAUCAGAGACAAGGCUCAGGGGCUUUUUGGAGGGAUUGAUAAUCUGAUUCAGACCAUCUGUUAUUGCUACAAAAAUGCAAAAGUUAAACUUUCUGACUUAUAUGCUGCACUCUCCCCUACAUCUAAUUUGGUGCCUUGGUUUGGCACAAUAUGGGAGUCUUCAAACUACCCCAGACAUGCUUUUAUUAGCUGGUUAGCAAUCCAAAACCGUUUGCUUACUCAGGACAGACUGAUCAGGAGGGGGGUUGUUAGCAUAAACAGCUGUGUUUUAUGCUCUGGUCUGGAAUGCAGAGACCAUCUUUUUUUCGAAUGUUCCUAUUCUAGUGAUAUCUGGGCCAAUGUUAUGAAUUGGUUACAGUUCAGGUGGAGAUCGAGCAAUUGGAAUCAAGUGUUGAAUUGGUUCUGUCACAGGUUGAGGGGAAGAGGGUUUAAACAAAAGCUAAAGAAAUUGGCUUUUACCUCUACAAUUUAUAAAAUUUGGAAUGAGAGGAACGGCAGAACUUUCAGACAGGAAUUGAAGCCAGCUGAUCAAGUGUUUAAGGAGAUAAAAUUUAGCAUCUUAGCUAUUGUUCUCAAUGGUCCAUUUACUGCUGAAGACAGAGAAUGGAUUUGUUCUCUGUAG
Molecule: messenger RNA, 3156 nt
Organism: Asparagus officinalis (garden asparagus)
Lineage: Eukaryota; Viridiplantae; Streptophyta; Magnoliopsida; Asparagales; Asparagaceae
Exons: 2
Coding region: 1-3156 (1051 amino acids)
Source: RefSeq, a predicted model, not a curated record